Messenger RNA from Metopolophium dirhodum (rose-grain aphid), 6303 nucleotides. RefSeq names its product mushroom body large-type Kenyon cell-specific protein 1 (gene Eip93F). Gene Ontology annotation, biological process: regulation of transcription by RNA polymerase II. Gene Ontology annotation, cellular component: nucleus. Gene Ontology annotation, molecular function: DNA binding. Lineage: Eukaryota; Metazoa; Arthropoda; Insecta; Hemiptera; Aphididae. The record is from RefSeq and is a predicted model, not a curated record.
ACUACGCGACCGUCCGCCGUGCGCGCGUACCGUCGUCACCGUCACCGUCGUCGCCGUCGUGUGGCCGAGUAGAGAGCCGCGUGCGCCGUCCCGCCAAUUAUUGAUACGCGCGCGCGAGAGAGAGUGUAACGCGCUCGUCGACGACGACGACGACGACGACGAUUGCAUAAAACUGCACAGUGCACCUUAAUAGUAAUACACGCGUGUACACGGGGUGCGAUUACGCUGCGCGAACGAUGCAGUUGCAGCGCCGCACGGCCGUCGGAUGCGGCCCGUGCCCUGCCGCGGCGCACGACCGUCAGGCGGUCAGGAAACACUUGCGCCGGUGGUCACACAACAUGGUGCUCAUCAUCGGGUUGGAAAGGAUCGCUGAAGAGUUAAUGGGAAGAAGAAAAUGGCACCAGUAUCAAGACAUUUUGGCGAAAAAUUAUUUACUGGAAGAGGAAUUGAUGGACCGGAGAGAAUGGGUUCCCGUCAAAACGUGUAAUUCGUGUGAUGUGAACACAGACCUGAGCGUAGCGGAUCACUCACCUGCAGAACUGGAGCCAUCGUCUGAAACGGGAAGCUUGAGCGGCGGCAGUCGCAGCGCAGAGAGUCCGGAACCGGAACCGGGCAGGCGGUCGUCUUCCACACCGCCCCCGGCGGCAUCAGAGCCGUGUCGCGCCGAUGACCGGUCGCCGCCACCACCGCCACUGCUGUUGCUGCCCAACCCCACGGCCGCUGCCGCCGCCGCCGCAAUGGCCGCGGUCGCGUCUCUGAACAACUCGUCGUCGUCAUCGUCCACGACGACGAUGACACCGGCGGGCGAGUCACCGUCGCCCGGCGCGCUGGAAGCCGCGGCCGCCGGCUUGCCGAAAUGGCUGUUGGCCGCCGCCACGCUCAGGCUGCAAGAGACCACGGCCGCCGCGGCAGCAGCAGCAGCCGCGGCCACGGCUGCGACCUCGGCGGCCACCAGCUGCAGGUCGCCACCCACCCACCGUCACCACCAACAGCAACAGCAGCAGCAGCAACAACAACAACACCAGUCGCUCGAUCAACCGCUCGAUCUCAGCGCCAAGAGCAACAACAACAACGUCAGCGGUCCGGGCGGCAAUGCUUCGUCGUCGCCCGCGUCGUCCACGCCGUCGUGCCUGAUCUUGCCGUCCACGCCAUCGUUGUCCGAGCUGAAAAACGCGUCCGCCACCGUCGCCGCCGCUGUUGCCAUCAACCCGUUCACGUCAGAUCUCAUCGCCACGGACAUGGUUAAUCAGCUGCGUGACCUGAUACCGGGUACGUCCACGUUCCUACCGCACCAACCGCUCAAUGUGCCCAUGCUCACCACCAACAACCGGAACAUGUUCAAAUCAAAGACGGUGAAACAGCCCAGUCACAUGGCCGGCCGGAAGACUUACACGGAGGACGAGUUGCAAAAGGCGCUUCGGGACAUCCAGAGUGGCAAGUUGGGCACGAGACGUGCGGCCGUCAUAUACGGCAUACCCAGGUCGACGUUGCGGAACAAGGUGUACAAGUUGGCGCACGAACGGGACAGUAACGGCGGCGGCGGCGGCGGCGUAGGAUUGGGCGUCAUCAGGGAUCCGUCGACGGGCGGAGACGACCCGUCCAAUGGACAGGCCACCGAGCUGCUGCCGUUGCUGAUCGAGGAUGACGACGACGAGGACAGAGACACGGUGUCCGUGGGCGAAGACGAGUGCACAAGCAAAGCGGCAGCGGCAGCGGCGGCGGCAGCAGCGGACAGCAAGGACCGCCACCACGCGCACCAUCAACAACCACCGCAACACCGCAGCCAGCAGCCCAGGACAGCGUCGCCGUACAUGACCGUCGAAGACUUGUUGCGGAUCACGGCGGAACAACAGCAACAGGCGGCCGUGGCCAUGCCCAACGCCGAGACGCUCCGACUGUUCCUGCAACACUACGCCAACAACAAACUGCUGCAAAACAGACCAGACCCGCAUUACCGUGGCCGCGACGUAUCUAUGACUGACGGCCGAUCACCGUCGCCACCAUCCACCUCCACCGCCCCCAGGUCACUGCCCAUGUCAGCGGACCUAUGGCCGGCAGCCGCAGCUGCUGCGGCCGCGGCUGCAGCGUUGGACCCACAACACAUGGGAACCUAUCUAUCGCAGUUGUUAUCUUCGUCAGUGGCAGCAGGGUCACCUUCAGCUGGACUAGGAUCGCCACGCUUGUUGCCGCCACAUGACAGUCCACCACCGCCACCACCACCACCGCCACCGCAGCAGCAGCAGCAGCAAAUGUCUGCGGCCCACCACCAGCAUGAAUUAUUCCUAAAAGAUUACACCGUCAAGGACUUGAUGCGCAAAAUACUGGACGAAGAGCAACAACAGCAGAUGCAGCACUUGCAGCAUCAGUUCAGCAACAAGUUGGCAGACCCGAGACGGUGGUCGUCGAACGGCUGCAGUUCAUCCGAACCGAUGGACACAGGCCGCAGCAACGACGACGACUCGAACCCGUCCAACGUCAUCCUUAGAAUACCAUCGUACAAGCCGGUCCCCGGUGGUAAGGGUAGCGAUUACGAGUUGGUGACGUACGCCAGGGACAUCCGGUCCCCGGGGCGGGCCAACAGUGUACGGAGUGACACGUCGUCACCACCGUCGUCAUCCGGUGGUGGUGCUGGCAGCAAACAUCCGGUCAACCUGAGAGACGCGAUCGCCAAGAGCAUCACACAAAGGUUCCAGUCGACGUCCGAUCAGCCGAUCCCACCACCCAUACCAGCCGUCGAGUCGUUUGCCCGGGCCUACCAACAGUACCAGCAGCAACACCACCAUCACCAACAACAACAACAACAACACCAUCACCAUCUUCAGCAGCAGCAGCAUGGCAUACCCACCUCGUUCGGUACUGGCAACCCCGUCAUCAGGAACCACAACAACAACAAUUUGCAGCAGGACGACUGCCGGAAACGGGUACCGACGCCCACCAACAAAACAUCGUCGGUCGUAACGCCAUCGUCCACCGUCGCUGGGUUCCACACCGGCGGCUCGUCGUCGUCAUCGUCCAACUCAGCGUCGGCAGCAGCAGCGGCUGCUGCGGCUGCGGCUGCGGCGGCGGCCGGUGGCAAGGGCACCAGGCCCAAGCGGGGCAAGUACCGAAACUACGACCGGGACAGCCUGGUAGAAGCUGUGCGGGCGGUACAACGGGGUGAGAUGAGCGUGCACCGGGCUGGUUCUUAUUAUGGCGUACCGCAUUCUACGCUCGAGUACAAGGUCAAGGAGAGACAUCUGAUGCGACCCAGGAAACGUGAGCCCAAGAACCCUCCGGCCUCGUCCUCCGCGUCCACGUCGGUUGCCGCCGAACAUAACCCGGACCGAAAAAAGUCGUCGUCCGACCUGUCGUCUUCGUCGUCGGUCGUCCGGCCAGCCGACAAGACGACUACCACCUCGUCGUCCUCGUCGUCGGCCACGCCGCCGGCUAUCAAACUGCCCGCGCACGUCCAGUUCCCAGCGCAACAACAACUGUCGCCGCUACAGACGCCCAACGGGCUCAAGAUGUUCGACGCCGCUGGUCCUGUGGGCCCGUAUCAGCCGUCGUUCCCGUUCUGGGCCCCCAGUCCGUUCCACGUGCCCAUGGAUUUCCAGCGAAAUCCGGUGGCGUUCGGCCCAAUGUCGAUGAUGCAACGGAUCCAGGCCGAGUCACGGCUACACCACCACCAGGCCGCGGCCGCUGCUGCCGCGUCCAUCGCCAGCCUUGGCAAGAACGCUCGCGAGGUGGCCGAAAACCUGUACGACGGAACGGAUAAUGGCAGUUUCCUGGACGGCAUCAUCAGGUCCAGCUUGGAGACAGGGCUCAAAUCGGCGGCUGCGAUGGCGGCCGUCCAAGCGGCGGCCAAGAGCGCCACGAAGGGAGGUAGUGGAGAAGGCAGCGGUGGUGACGAUGACUGCAGUCGGGACGGUUCGCCACGAGUAGCCGGUGCCGACAACGACGGCGACCGCCACAUGGAAGACCUAGCGGCCACGCCACCGUCGUGCCAGGACUCGGCCGCGGACAGCGAUGAUGAGAAGCCGCGGACCGAGUCACCGGACGGACAGGAACAUCGUCAUCAGCUGCACGACGAUUCCGAACACGAAACAAACGCUGAUCGGGCGUCCACCGCUUCGCCCGAACAUGCGACUGAAACGGAAAACGACGACGAUGACAACGACGCGGUCGUCUGAGGUAAAACCGUUGGUAUACAUAAUAUUAUAUUUAUGAUUAGUGUUUAAAAAAAAUUAUAAAAAAAUUGGGAACAAAUCGAAUAAGUGUUUCGUAUAAACGUCUUAUGCGACGAUUCGUGUGUGUAAAUACAUAAUUUUAUUAUAAUGAUAUAUAAUAUUAUGGCGGUGUAGAGAACUUUAUGGCUGCCGACUAAGAAAAGUAUAUUAUUAUUACUAUAUUAUAAUAGAGUAUGUGGUGUGAGUUUUCGUUUGUUUUGUUUCGGUAACGAUUUCGAUUGAGGAUGGAAAACGGAAAUGAUAAAAAAAAUAUGUAAUCGGUUAGUGCAAUUUUUACGUAGUUUUUGUUAAAAAUUGAAAUAAUAAUACAUUUAUGUUUAACGCGCAUUACCAAACUGCUGACGGUAAUGAAAACCACCAUGAAUAUUGUUAUUUCGCGGCGUCUUUGUGAUAAAAAAAAAUUGUUUAUAUUCGUUUACGUUGUGUUUUUCUUUUGUAAUUUAAAAACAAAAAAUCUUGCGUUUUUUUUAUAUGAAAUUUUAUUGCACUACCAUGUUUUAAGUCUACGAAUAUUUUUGGUUGUAAACGUCCCAUAUUUUGUACAGUGUAAAAAAUGUAAUAAUUUAUUUUAUUAUUAUAUAUUAUUAUUAUUACAGUAGGGUAUACACUAUCGUAUGUAAUACGUAAUAUUGUAUUGUAUUGAUUAAUAUCACGGUCUUGCGUAUGCCUAUGUAUAUUAUAUCAUAAUGAUAUGAUAUUUAAUCUAAAAUUAUAAUGGUAAUCGAUACACGGGCCAGAGGGAUGUAUAUAUCUUAUUAUAUAAUACUAUACACAUUAUACAUAUUGUAUAAGAAAACCGCAUGAAAAUGUUUGUGCCAUAAAAAUAUUGAUAUAACAUAAUAUAUUAUAGGUAAUAAUAAUAUGUGUACUGAGAUAUUUCAUUGGUCGAGCCCUUCGCAUUAAAUGGAUGUUUAUAAUUGACUAUAUUAUUUUUUAAUCGCGUGUUCCAUACGAACAAACAUUUAAUUUAUUAAGUUUUUUCGUUUUAUAUACGUAAGGAUAUUGUUUUUUUUUUUAAUCAUUUCUAUAUUUGUAUGUAUAUAUAUAUAAAAAAAAUUGAAUAAUUUUUAAGACUAUUAUUUUGUAUUAUUGUUCCUUUUAAACGUGUCGAGGAAAACGAUGAUUAUAUAAACUUAAAGAGCAAAUAUUAAAAAAAAAAAUGUAUAUAUAUUAUUUUAGUGUUCGAUUUAUAAUAAUAUUAUUAUCACGUGAAAGUCUGUAAUUUUUUUCUCGAUUUUUAAUAUAUAUAUUUUUUUUUUUAACUCUAAUCAUAUCAUUACGACAUUAGGUAGUUGUUUUUUUUUAUAUAUAAUAUAUAGAGAGAGGAAGGUUGUGCUUUGAUUAUAUUAUGUACUCAUUCGGCAGCAAUCAAACCUGUGUCUAAGGGGAAUGAUAAAAUCGAUUUACAUUCCAUACAAAGCGAUAUAUUAUAUAGGUAUGUAUAUAUACAUAUAUAAUUGCUGAACUCAAAUUUUUAUCUCCUGUUUUUCGUGACAUUUUUUUUUUUAAAGCCCAAAGACAGCAAAGCAUUCCAAAAUAAAAUUUUUUAAAAAAAAUAUAUAUACGUACGUUUAUUCUAUAACGAGUAUCGUGUUCAUUUGCAUUUGUAAUUUUCCGGGGGGGAGUUGGGGUAUAUAAUAUAAUAUGACAGAACGUUAUGGAACUUAUGGAUUUAAUGUUGUAUAUUGUUAUAUUGAUAUUAACGUGUAAUCAAAUAAUUUGUGUUCAUUGAAAAAAAAACAUAUUUUUAAAAUAUAGGCUAUAACUAUUUAUUAUGGUCUUUAUAUUAAAAUGUAUUGUUGUACAGUGUUUUUUUUCUUUUUUUUUUUGUAAUUAUUUAAGUCUCAGACAUCAUGUGUAGUGCUAAUGUAAAACUGUGUAUUUCAUAAUAUGAUCAAAACAAAAUAUUUUUUCAAUUUGUAUCCUUACGUUUUUAGUUAUUAUUUUUUAUUGAAAUAAUAUCGUAUAUGAUAAAUAUUAUUACUGUCGAAUUGUGUCGUUCAUUUUACUCUGUACAAAAAUAUUAUUUUUAAUAAUAAUACAAACUUCUUUGAGGUCAAUUUUUGUACUAAUAAAA